Adineta ricciae is the source of this 2340-nucleotide messenger RNA. NCBI's taxonomy places the organism in Eukaryota, Metazoa, Rotifera, Eurotatoria, Adinetida, Adinetidae. The record is from the annotation of a GenBank genome assembly.
AUGCGUUACUUUGUCUACUACCCUCCAAAGGAUUCCAUGCGACUGAUUGAUGUAACGGAAACUGCUCGUGUCGAAGACAUCCUGACAUUAGUCAAAAAAGAAUUCGAUCUCAAUGCUCAAGACAGUAGUGCCGGUGAAAUUUCCAUUGUUCUCAGCUAUAAUGGCUCAGAUCUCAAACCGAAAUGGUCUUUGGCGGAAUUAAGCAUCCCAUCGGGCUCGAUUAUUCGCUGUUUGUAUCGUGAAAAGAAAGCGGCUGAUCUUUACGUUCACUGUAGUUACAAUAAACAAAUCUAUAAAUUAUUCGAUUCAAACAUAUCAAUCGACACAACUAUUGGGAACAUACGAAAGAUUCUUUCGAACCGAUUAGGCCUACCACUGAGCGUAUUCUGUCUUGAAACAUACGAUGGAAAACAACGUUUAUAUGAUCGUAUGAAAUUAUUUGACUAUGAUUUAAAACCACAUGCUCAUCUCUAUUUGAAAGUUUGGCAAGGUUAUGAUAAAUUGAUCGAUGCUUGUGUAAAAGGUUUUACAGGGCGAUAUGCGCAUGAUGAUCUCUCUCGACAUUAUCAAAUACAGAUUGCUCUACACAUAGCAGCAUUUCAUGGCCAUAUGGAAUUAGCAAAUACAGCUCUGCAGCAAGGCGCUCGCAGUGAUCGACCGGUGGGUGAACAUCCCUCGCGGCAAUGGUCAAGUGAAGCAGCGCAAGAGGCGUUUCCUGAGAUGUUAAAAUGUCCCAUUCAUAUUGCUGUCGAAAGAGGACACGUCAAGCUCGUCGAUCUUUUCGUUCGACAAUCGAUCUUAUGCACACAAAUUCGUGAUCCUAUCACAGAUAGUUUACCUUACAUGAUUGCAUUAGGUUGUUCGUUGCUAGCAACGACUAAACAAGACAAGCAACGCUAUCGUGUUAUUUAUUACUAUCUCUACGAUAAACAAUACAAUAUGAAGAUCCCAUUGAAUUCAACAGCUGAAUAUAUAGCUGAUUUGUUAAGUUCAAAUAUUAGUGCUGGCGCAAUUCAUCACAAAUCAACGAAUCUUAUUUAUGUUUCUGUGCCAUUGUAUUACAGAAUUAUCAGGUGGUGCGAGCGUGCUCGUGAAAAAACUUGGAAAAAAUAUGGCGGGCAGUUUAUGACUUCAAAUCAAAACAAACGUGUUUACCCAUUGCACGGUUUACUUGGUUAUAAAGUUCUAAUUGAUGGUUUCAAUAAUACAUUUGAAACUCCGGAAGAGCAGCUUCGUCACGUCCGAAAGAGCGCAGCGUUAAAAUCCAAUGAAUCCGAUCGCUAUCUUGGCUUUAGUGCAGAGGAACGACAGAAAAUUUUUGAAACAAAGCUGAUUGUCCAAGAUAUCGCUUUGAGUGAACGAAAACGUGCCAAGCAGAUCGCAGCGGAAAAUCUACGACAUACUCGACGUCCACCCGUGCUCCUAUCAUCGCCUCGAAAAUCGAUCUAUCCAAACAAACAACAACCUUCGAUUAUAUCUGAUAGCAUCUAUUCUUCAUCCUCUUCGUCAAACAAUCAGAAACAGUCGAACAUCACUGUACCAGAAUUGAGACGAUUUGAGUCUUUUCCCGAAAACGACAAUACUUCAACUAAUGACUUCACAUCGUCAGUACUCUUCAACGCACCAACAAGAAUUCAACGCAUAGAAGAUGAACGAAAAUCAGCACUGAAAAGCUUUCCUUCGAUACCAGCGAUCGUCAUCAAUGAGGAAAAAACAACAACUUUACCUCCUAUUACUCCUCCGUUAUUGAAAGCUUCGAUAAGUUGUCCGUCAUUAGCAAAGAAAUCCGAAUCAAUACGCACUAUGAAUAAACCAGACGACCACCCAGUCAGCAUGUCAUCAGCUGAUGCCUAUGGAAUAGCAUCGUUACGUAUCAAUCAAGAAUUUCACCAGGGUCUCGAAACAAAACGGCAACAAUUAUAUUCACGAAUCAAACAAUCUGUCGAUGACAUACCAAAUGUUUAUCCACAAAAAUCAACAAAUCGGCUCUCUGUGCCGAAGCCCAUCGAACGACAAUCGAUCGAUAUCGAUACCUAUAUUCCUUUACCCGAUCAACCAUCAUUACAACGUUUGAAUCCAAUUAAAUCCCACAUAGAUGUAAAUAUUCGACAAUCAACUGUGCAACCCUACGAACGCUAUGCGAGUGCAUCGACACGAUCAACUGCGGUACAUUGUUUAGAAGAAGCUGCUUAUUUCAAAAGAAAAUCAUGGCUUAAGCAAGUCGAAAUUAGCAAAGAAAUGGUUAAAAAUCAAGUUAAAAGACGAAUACGUCGUGCUGAUAAAGGAAAAGUUAAGUUAAUACCUAUUCGCACGAUCUCAAAGCCAACCACAUCGGAUUAA